AUCCCGCUUGAUCGUGAGACAUUAAGCAGUGUGACCUUGGUCGUCUUGGUGACCGAUUCAAAACUGCCUCCGGUGUUCACAGCCACAACCACGGUCUCUAUUGAAGUGUUGGAUGAGAACGACAACGCACCGAUAUUUAUCAAUCCACCCGCGGACCCGAUCGUGAACGCGGGAAGUUCGCGGGGCCGAAAAACGUCCAAAUCGUUCACAGUAAUGGAGAAUGCCCCACGUUUCACGCGACUCAGUGAACAGUUGGAAGCUCGAGAUCCGGACCAGGUAUGUGCGUGCGCUUUGCCGGUGCCACUGUGUAAAGUACAUUUCUUUUGGACUCCAAAGCAGAUCCAAGGUCAAGUAUCUAGGGUUUUAUUAUUUUACUUGUCUGUGUUCAAGAUAUAUAUAUAUAUAUAUUACAAGUCUGAGGUCAGACUGUGGGCCAAACAAAUCACAGUACAAUAA
Echinostoma caproni is the source of this 456-nucleotide messenger RNA. Lineage: Eukaryota; Metazoa; Platyhelminthes; Trematoda; Plagiorchiida; Echinostomatidae. The record is from the annotation of a GenBank genome assembly.